CGGAAGUGGUCGGUUCAUUUGAGCUUGUUUUCAAGAUGGCGGCAGGUUGAUUCUCGGUGAACAAGUGCACACUUUUCGCGUCUUUUGCCGGUUGCGCUCACAAUUAAUGUUCGGCGGGAAUGAGGAGCGCGGUUCCGUCAAGUGGACCGGAUGUCUCGUGUGAAGCAGACGGCGGUGCUAUGGCUGCUGAUUGCGAGCAGCUGUUUGUUCCUCCUCUUUCAGCUUUAUUACUACCGGAUGUACGUCAGCAAGUCUGGCCCCCGCCUCCUGAGUAGCACAGCUCACCUGACGGACCACAACCUCCAGUGGCAAACAGUGAAGACGUUCCUGGCGUUGUCACGCCAUUUCCACGUACCGCUGUUCCUCGCCGACGUGGCCGUGCUGAGGCGCCUGACCCAUGAUGCAUUGCAGCGAGGCGAGCGUGAGGCGCGCUGCAACUUCCUGUGUACCGGCCGGCCCGUCACGUCCUUCGCCGUCCUCGCCAACGCCUGGAAGUACGACGCUGCUUUUUCAUCGGCCGCCGAGCAGAAGGGUUUCGAGGUCCUGGAGCUGCGAGGAGAAGACCCCCGGCUGGCCAGCUUGGACAUCCUGUCAGCGCAGGAGAUCCCUUUGCACCUCCUGCUCCGCCUCAAGGGUUACUUUAUUCAGGUGGUCUUCCUGUACGAGCGUAGCGGUGACUACCUGUGGCACGGUCCGCUGCGCCUCAAAGCGAACACGGAUCGCGGCUUUGCGCCGUUCACGCGCCUGGACUUUGGACGCUACGCCGGCGCCUACAACAGGCCACGACUGGUACUGACCGUCUUGGACGGGCUCGACGUUCGAAUCCCGCAGAACGUUUCCGACUUCCUGUCCGAGCAGCAGCAAGCUCGCUUCCUGGAGUGCCGUCACCGUGACGCCCGGCGCUUCCUGCAGAGCUACCCGGACGACACGACUCCCGACGCCUUGGAUUUUCGUAACAAAGCCAAGUCUUUGCUGGGGUUGGCCGCACAAACCCUCACACGUCUCCACGUCCCGUUCUGGAUCAGCAGUGGAACCUGCCUCGGCUGGUUCAGGCAGUGCAGCAUCAUCUCAUACAGCCGGGACGUCGACAUCGGCAUUUUUAUCAGCGACUUCCGCUCCGACAUCAUCACUGCCUUCCAAGCGGUCGGCCUGUCACUCAAGCACAAGUUCGGAAAGGUGGAGGACAGCUUAGAACUUUCUUUUGUAAAAGACGACGUCAAGCUGGACAUCUUCUUCUUCUACCAGGAGCGAGACAUCAUCUGGAACGGCGGCACGCAGGUCAAGAGCGGCAGGAAAUUCAAGUACACCUUCCCUCACUUCUCGUUGUGCUGGGCGGAGCUGGCGGAGGUCAAAGUUCGUGUCCCGUGUCAGACCCUGGACUACGUGGCAGCCAAUUACGGGCCGUCGUGGAGCGUCCCGCUAAGGACGUGGGACUGGAAGUCUUCUCCGAGCAACGUGCAGGAAAAUGGGGUGUGGCCUCUUUCUCAGUGGGAGACGCUGAUUCAAGUUUACUGACUUUCAUCAAAACAUCCCUGCAUUCUUUCGUCUUAAACUUGUAUAAAAAUACUUUAAAAAAAAAAAGAAAAACUUGUGUGCCGUCAAUAAAAUACAUUAAAAGACGUGCAUGCCACAAAAAAAAUAACAAAGUACAAGAAAACCUUGCAUACUAUCAGUAAAAUACAUUAAAAACCUUGUAUGGCACUGAUAAAAUACAAUUUAAAAAAGAUAAACUGCAUUUAAAUGAAAUAAAUUAAAACACUUGUAUGAUACCGAUACAAUUCAUGAAAAAUAAAACACAUUAAAAUGAUUAACAACCUUGUACCUCUCCAAUAAAAUACGUUAAAAAAAAAUCAAUAUACAUGUUUUUAAAAUUAAACACAUGAAAAAGACUUGUAUAAUACCAGUAAAAUACAUUCAAAUUAUUUGUACACCUCCAAUAAAGUACAUUUAUAAAUGAUGAAAGACAUGAAAAAUUUGUAUGCCACCAAUAAAAUACAAUAAAACAAUUAUUAAAUGCAUUUAAAUUAAAUACAUAAAAACACUUGUAUGAUACCAAUACAAUUCAUGAAAAAUAUCCAUCCAUCCAUUUUCUGCCGCGCUGGUGCUUAUCUCAGCUACAACCGGGCGGAAGGCGGGGUACACCCUGGACAAGUCGGCACCUCAUCGCAGUUCAUGAAAAAUAAAACACAUUAAAAUGAUUAAAAACCUUGUACAUCUCCAAUAAAAUACUUUCAAAAAAAUAGAGACAUAAAAAUAUAAAUAAAUGAAAAAAGAACUUGUAUAGUACCAGUAAAAAACAUCCAUCCAUCCAUUUUCUACCGCUUAUUCCCUUUCGGGGUGGCGGGGGGCGCUGGUGCCUAUCUCAGCUACAAUCGGGCGGAAGGCGGGGUACACCCUGGACAAGUCGGCACCUCAUCGCAGUUCGUGAAAAAUAAAACACAUUAAAAUGAUUAAAAACCUUGUACAUCUCCAAUAAAAUACAUUCAAAAAAAUAAAGACAUAAAAAUAUAAAUAAAUGGAAAAAAAACUUGUAUAGUACCAGUAAAAAACAUAAAGAUUAAAAUACAUUCAAAAUAUUUUACAGUACAUUAAAAUUUUUUGUACACCACCAAUAAAGUACAUUUAUAAAUGACGAAAGACAUGACAAACUUGUAUGCCACCAAUAAAAUACAAUAAAACAAUGAUAAAAUGCAUUUACAUUAAAUACAUAAAAACACUUCUAUGAUACCAAUACAAUUCAUGAAAAAUAUCCAUCCAUCCAUUUUCUGCCGCUUAUUCUCUUUGGGGUCACUGGUGCCUAUCUCAGCUACAAUUAGGCGGAAGACGGGGUACACCAUGGACAAGUCGGCACCUCAUCGCAGUUCAUGAAAAAUAAAACACGUUAAAAUGAUUAAAAACCUUGUACAUCUCCAAUAAAAUACAUUCAAAAAAAUAAAGACAUAAAAAUAUAAAUAAAUGAAAAAAGAACUUGUAUAGUACCAGUAAAAAACAUAAGGAUUAAAAUACAUUCAAAAUAAUAUACAUUAGAAUUAUUUGUACACCACCAAUAAAGUACAUUUAAAAAACGAUGAAAGACUUGACGAAUUUCUAUGCCAACAAUAACACAGUUUUUAAAAAAUGCAUUUAAAUUGAAUACAUAAAAACACUUGUAUGAUACCAAUAAAAUUCAUAAAAAAUUUAACAUUAAAAAUUAUUAAAAACCUUGUUUAUCUCUAAUAAAAAAUUUUAAAAAACGCUAAAAUUAAAUACAUGAAAAAAAACUUGUAUACUAGUACCAUUAAUGUAAUUGUAAAUACAUUUAAAAUAAUUGUACAUCACCAAUAAAGUGCAUUUUAAAAAUUAUAAAAUACGUGACAAACUUGUAUGCCACCAAUAAAAUACAAAAAAAGCAAAGUACAUGAAAACUUUAUAUACCAUCAAUGAAAUAAAUUAAAAACCACUAAUAAAAUACAAUUAAAAAAAUUAUACAAUUCAUCCAUCCAUCCAUUUUUUACCGCUUAUUCCCUUUAGGGUCGCGGGGGGCGCUGGUGCCUAUGUCAGCUACAAUCAGGCGGAAGGCGGGGUACACCCUGGACAAGUCGGCACCUCAUCGCAGUUCAUGAAAAAUAAAACACAUUAAAAUGAUUAAAAACCUUGUACAUCUCCAAUAAAAUACAUUCAAAAAAAUAAAGACAGAAAAAUAUAAAUAAAUGGAAAAAAAACUUGUAUAGUACAUUAAAAAACAUAAAAUUGAAAUAAAUUCCAAAUAAUAUACAUAAAAAUUAUUUGUACACCACCAAUAAAGUACAUUUAAAAAAUGAUGAAAGACUUGACGAAUUUGUAUGCCAACAAUAACCCAAUUUUUAAAAAUGCAUUUAAAUUGAACACAUAAAAACACUUGUAUGAUACCAAUAAAAUUAAUGCAAAAUUUAACAUUAAAAAUUAUUAAAAACCUUGUUUGUCUCUAAUAAAACAUAAAAAAACUUUUAUACUACCAGUACAAUACAUGUAAAUGUAAAUACACUUAAAAUAAUCUAAUUUACAAUAAUUGUACAUCACCAAUAAAGUGCAUUUAAAAAAUUAUAAAAUACGUGACAAACUUGUAUGCCACCAAUAAAAUACAAAAAAAGCAAAGUACGUAAAUACUUUAUAUACCAUCAAUAAAAUACAUUAAAAACCUUGCACACCACUAAUAAAAUACAAUAAAAAAAUUUAUAAAAUUCAUCCAUCCAUCCAUUUCCUACCGCUUAUUCCUUUCGGUGUCGCGGGGUGGUCAUUCAUUUACAUUAAAUACAUAAAAACACUCUUAUGAUACCAAUACAAUUUAUGAAAAAUUAAAUACAUUAAAAAGGUUGAAAACCUCGUACAUAUCCAAUAAAAUACAUUUAAAUUAAUUACAUACAUUUUUUUAAAAUGAUUAAAUACGUAACAAACUUGUAUGCCACCAAUAACAGUUUUUUAAAAUGCAUUUAAAUUGAAUACAUAAAAACACUUGUAUGAUACCAAUAAAAUUCAUGAAAAAUGUAACAUUAAAAAUGAUUAAAAACCUUGUUUAUCUCUAAUAAAACAUUACAAAAAACGCUAAAAUUAAAUACAUGAACAAAAAACUUGUAUACAACCAGUACAAUACAUGUAAAUGUAAAUACAUUUAAAAUAAUAUAAUUUAAAAUAAUUGUACAUCACCAAUAAAGUGCAUUUAAAAAAUGAUAAAAUACGUGACAAACUUGUAUGCCACCAAUAAAAUACAAAAAAAGCAAAGUACGUAAAUACUUUAUAUACCAUCAAUAAAAUACAUUAAAAACCUUGCACGCCACUAAUAAAAUACAAUAAAAAAAUUAUAAAAUUCAUCCAUUUUCUACCGCUUAUUCCUUUACAUUAAAUACAUAAAAACACUUGUAUGAUACCAAUACAAUUUAUGAAAAAUGAAAUACAUUAAAAACAAUUAAAAACCUUGUACAUCUCCAAUAAAAUACAUUUAAAAAAUUAUAAAAAACAUUUAAAUUAAAUACAUACAAAAAUUUUAAGAUGAUUAAUUACGUAACAAAACAUGUAUGCCACCAAUAGAAUACAAAAAACAAAGUACAUGAAAACCUUGUAUAGAAUCAGUAAAAUACAUUAAAAACGUUCUAUGCCACUUAUAAAAUACAAUAAAACAAUUAUAAAAUGCAUUUAAAUUAAAUACAUAAAAACACUGAUAUGAUCCCAAUAUAAUUCAUGAAAAAUGAAACACAUUAAAAAUGAUUAAAAACAAUAAAAUACAUUCAAAAAAACAAUAAAAUUGAUUAAAGUUAAAUACAUAAAAAUAUAAAUACAUUAAUUAAAACUUUUAUAGUACCAGUAAAAUACAUAAAAAUGUAAAUACAUUCAAAAUAAUAUUCUUAAAAUCAAUUUGUACACCACCAAUGAAGUACAUUUUAAAAAUGAUGAAAUACAUGACAAUAUACUGAAUUUUUAUACACAAUUUUUUUACACUGAAUUUUUAUACACAUUUUUUUUACACUUAAUUUUCAUACACAGAUUGUUUUUACAAUGAAUUUUUAUCCACUGAAUUGUGUUAAACUGAAUAUUUAUACACUGAUUUUUUUACACUGACUUUUUUUUACGCUGAAUUAUUUUAUACGGAAAUAUUUUUACACUGAACUUUUUUCACUGUACUCGUCAACAUAAUUUAAUGUGGCAAAAAAAAUUCUGUUCACAAAGUUCAAAGUUCAAAAUUACGUUACAUAAACUCUAACGGACAUAAAAUUUUUGAACUGCUGCCCUCGGGACAAUAAAAUGCCAAACAAACAGAUUUAAGAACACUUUUUCCCCGAGAGCAAUAGUGUCGCUGAACACAAGACGGACAAAAGACAGACUGUGCUUGUGAGCUGUGUGCUUGGUAUUUUAUGAUUUUUUUGCAUUAUUUUUAUCUAUUUAUCUGAGUACCAUGUUCUCAUGUUUUUUUAUGUCAUUAUAAAUUUGCACUAAAUGGUGUUUUGGGCACGUCCGACCGGUAGGAGGCCACAGGGAAGACCCAGGACACCUUGGGAAGACUAUGUCUCCCAGCUGGCCUGGGAACGCCUCGGGAUCCCCCGGGAAGAGCUGGACAAAGUUGCUGGGGAGAGGGAAGUCUGGGGUUGCCUGCUUAGGCUGCUGCCCCCGGGACUGGACUUCGGCUAAGUGGAAGAAGAUGGAUGGAUCGACAAAAAUAAUAAUAGGGCAGCACGGUGGAGGAGGGGUUAGUGCGUCUACCUCACAAUACGAAGGUCCUAAGUAGUCCUGGGUUCAAUCCCAGGCUCGGGAUCUUUCUGUGUGGAGUUUGCAUGUUCUCCCCAUGACUGCGUGGCUUCCCUCCGGGUACUCCGGCUUCCUCCCACUUCCAAAGACAUGCACCUGGGGAUAGGCCCCUCCCACCUCCAAAGACAUGCACCUGGGGAUAGGCCCCUCCCACUUCCAAAGACAUGCACCUGGGGAUAGGCCCCUCCCACCUCCAAAGACAUGCACCUGGGGAUAGGCCCCUCCCACUUCCAAAGACAUGCACCUGGGGAUAGGUUGAUUGGCAACACUAAAUUGGCCCUAGUGUGUGACUGUUGUCCUUCUAUCUGUGUUGGCCCUGCAAUGAGGGGGCGACUUGUCAGAGGUGUACCCCGACUUCCGCCCGAUUGUAGCUGAGAUAGGCACCAGCGCCCCCUGCAACCCCAAAGGGAAUAAGCGGUAGUAAAUGGAUGGACGGAAAUAUUUAUUUGUAAAAAACACUUUACAUUGAGUAAACAACUUCAAAGUGCUACAGUGUAUUAAAAAAAAAUUGAAAUAAAAAGAUAAUGAAAAACAAAACAGCUCUAUAGCUACAACUAGUAUGUGUAUAUCUAAAAAUAAAAAGAAGUUAAAAAAAAGAAAAGAAGGGUUUUUAAGCCUUUUUUAAAAGCCUCCACAGUCUGUGGUGCCCUCGGGUGGUCAGGGUGAGUGUUCCACAGACUGGAUGGAUAGUUUGGUUGCAAUUUCGUUGUACAAUACACAAUUAUAUUCUAUUGUACAUUAAUUCAUUGUCCCCAUAAAAAUUGGUAAUAAAGACACAAAUCAGCCUUCAUAAUAUUGUAGCUGAGAUAGGCGCCAGCGCCCCCCGCGGCCCCAAAGGGAAUAAGCGGUAUUAAAUGGAUGGACGGAAAUAUUCAUUUGUAAAAAACACUUUACAUUGAGUAAACAACCUCAAAGGGCUACAGUGUAUUAAAAAAAAUAGAAAUAAAAAGAUAAUGAAAAAUAAAACACCUUGAUAGCUACAACUAGUAUGCAUAUAUCUAAAAAAAAAAAAGAAGGGUUUUUAAGCCUUUUUUAAAAGCUUCCACAGUCUGUGGUGCCCUCAGGUGGUCAGGGUGAGUGUUCCACAGACUCAAUGGAUAGUUUGGUUGCAAUUUCGUUGAACAAUACACUAUUGUGAAGUGAAUUAUAUUUAUAUAGCGCUUUUUCUCAAGUGACUCAAAGCGCUUUACAUAGUGAAACCCAAUAUCUAAGUUACAUUCAAACCAGUGUGGGUGGCACUGGGAGCAGGUGGGUAAAGUGUCUUGCCCAAGGACACGACGGCAGUGACUAGGUUGGCAGAAGCGGGAAUCGAACCUGCAGCCCUCAAGUUGCUGGCACGGCCACUCUACCAACCGAGCUAUUCUAUUCUACAUUAAUUCAUUGUCUCCCCCCAAAAAAUUGGUAAUAAAGACACAAAUUAGCCUUCAUAAUAUUUAGCUAAUCAAGUUGUUCUUGUUUUGUCCCAAUUCGGACAUUUUUUUACGUUUCAUGACAAUUUUUAGGAGUUAUGUUGCUAACUAACAAUUUACAUAAGUAUUAAACAGAAGCCAUAGUGAA
Nerophis ophidion (straightnose pipefish) is the source of this 7812-nucleotide messenger RNA. It is a transcript of the gene fktn, whose product is annotated as fukutin. Gene Ontology annotation, cellular component: Golgi membrane. The record is from RefSeq and is a predicted model, not a curated record. Lineage: Eukaryota; Metazoa; Chordata; Actinopteri; Syngnathiformes; Syngnathidae. The transcript has 10 exons. Bases 151 to 1515 code for a protein of 454 amino acids.